This is a messenger RNA of Coffea eugenioides, 1771 nucleotides long. Its product is annotated as flavonol 7-O-beta-glucosyltransferase UGT74F1-like. The record is from RefSeq and is a predicted model, not a curated record. The coding region runs from base 284 to 1654 and encodes 456 amino acids. Gene Ontology annotation, molecular function: UDP-glycosyltransferase activity. NCBI's taxonomy places the organism in Eukaryota, Viridiplantae, Streptophyta, Magnoliopsida, Gentianales, Rubiaceae. The transcript has 4 exons.
AAUUUGAUUCUGAAACCCCCACAAAUCACAUCUCGUUUCUUCUGUCAAAUGACUCUAAUCUUCUUAUUCCAAUCUUCCCAACUUUUGCUAUAAAUACCACAUCUCCCAAAACCCACCACCCGGGCCCCCCGGGAGUCUUAUCUUCAUCACUGGAAGAAGACCGACCCAACUCACAAGCCUGAGACAAAAGGAGUUGCUGAUUUCCACCCAUCAAAAGCUAGCCAGCUGAGCUCCGAUUUUAGUCAAAUAGCUUUUGCGUGCAAAAGAGUGAAUUGCAAAGGAGAUGGAAAACAGAGAGAAACAGUACAAAGCUCAUGUUUUGGCUAUUCCAUUUCAAACUGCGGGCCACAUAAAUCCUAUGCUUCAGUUAUGUAAUAAACUCGUACGUAAAGGGCUGAAAGCCACACUAGCCAUCACCAAACGCACCUCCAAAGUUAGGUGUCCAAAAUCAGACAAAGUCCAGAUUGACAUAAUAUCCGAUGGCUAUGAUGAAGGUGGCUUCUUCAUAGUUGACCCUGUCCCAGUCUCCAUGGCUCGCUUUAAAGAAGUUGGCUCACAAUCAAUUCUUGAACUCCUGAAGAAGUAUGAAUCCUUAGGGACUCCAAUUGAUUUCAUCAUCUAUGAUUCGCAGCUACCUUUUGUGCUUGAUCUUUGUAAAGAAAUUGGUUUACCUGCAGUGGCUUCCUUCACUCAUCAAUGUGGUGUAAACUACAUAAUGCACCAGUUCUCUCAUGGAAAGCUGACUAAUCCAGUCACAGAGUUUCCAGUCUUGAUUCCAGGAUUGCCACCACUUGAACAUCAAGAUCUUCCUUAUUUUGGCAGUAAUAUACCAUAUCAGUUUGCACACAUAUGUACGCAGUUCUCAAAUGUAAACCAGGCGGAUUAUGUUCUUGUCAACACAUUUUAUGAGCUGGAAAAGGAGGUGGUGGAUGAAUUUUCCAAACACUUGCCAGUUCUGACAGUAGGGCCAACAGUUCCCACUUUCUACCUGGAUAGGAGAGUUGUAGAUGACAAAGAAUAUGGAAUCGCUCCAGCAGACAAUGACCCCUCAAUAUGUUUAAAUUGGCUAAAUAGCAAACCAGCCAGGUCAGUUAUUUACGCAUCGUUAAGUAGUAUAAGGUCUGCCAGUUUUGGCGAAAAGCAAUUAGAGGAACUUGCUUUGGCUCUGAAGAACAGCAACUACUACUUCUUAUGGGGUGUCAAACAUUUUGAGGCUGAAAAGUUGCCAAAAAAUUUUAAAGAAGAAGCAUCUGAUACAGGCCUUCUCGUCCCAUGGACUCCGCAAUUGGAAGUACUUUCGAGCGAGGCUGUGGGGUGCAUUCUCUCACAUUGUGGUUGGAACUCAACACUUGAAGCUAUAAGCCUAGGAGUGCCAAUAGUGGCAAUGCCACAAUUUUUAGAUCAACAACCAAAUGCUAAGUUUAUCCAGGAUGUUUGGAAGGUAGGGAUCAGAGUGAAGCAUGAUAGGAAUGGACUUGCAACAAGGGAAGAAAUUGGACGAUGCAUCAAGGAGGUAAUGGAAGGAGAGACGGGAAAAGAAAUAAAGGAAAAUGCUAUGAAAUUUUCCAAUUUGGCUAAAGCGGCAGUUAGUGAGGGUGGAAGUUCAGAUGCAAAUCUCAAUUACUUUGUAAGCAAGAUGACGAGUUCCUCUUGAUCAUCUUGUCCUUGAGAACCCUAUGUUGGUUGUAUUGUUUAUCUAUUUAAUCUUCAUUGACUUGUAUUUCGUGAUAUUUACUAUGAAAGAAUUUUAGCUAUCAUUUUUGUCGGACUA